UGGAAUGAGGCUGUAGUGGGAGUCGGAGGACCGGAGCGGGCGCGCGAGGGAGGCGGCGGGCGGGGAGUGAGCCAGGCAGAGCGGGCGGGAGCCAGGCAGAACCUACGAGCGAGGCCGGCGUCCCCGCCGGAGGCGCCCGGGGCCUUGGUCCACGCCGAGAGGAGGACGAACUUCAACCAGGUAAUUCUUCCUGCAGGAUGAAUUAAGAGGAGAAGAUCCUUAUACCUUCGGAAUGGAGAGCAGUUUGUCAGUUUCCAAUAUGCAAGAGCCUUCAUCUUCUCCCUUGGAGACACGUCAGAGCUCAGCUAAUGGCACUGGAGAGCUCGAUUCAGAAGAAGGUUCAAGCCUGGAGGAAAUUGGCUUUAACUGGGGAGAGUACUUGGAAGAAAUGGGUGCCAGUGCGGCCCCUCACACAUCGUUCAAACACGUUGAAAUCAGCAUUCAGAGCAACUUCCAGCCAGGGAUGAAAUUGGAAGUGGCCAAUAAGAACAACCCGGACACGUACUGGGUGGCCACCGUCAUCACCACCUGUGGGCAGCUGCUCCUUCUGCGCUACUGUGGGUACGGGGAGGACCGCCGUGCCGACUUCUGGUGUGACGUGGUGAUAGCCGACCUGCACCCUGUGGGCUGGUGCACGCAGAACAACAAGGCCCUGAUGCCCCCGGAUGCCAUCAAAGAAAAGUACACAGACUGGACAGAAUUUCUCAUUCGUGAUUUGACUGGUUCCCGGACAGCACCCGCCAACCUCCUGGAAGGUCCUCUGCGAGGGAAAGGCCCUAUAGACCUCAUUACAGUUGAUUCCUUAAUAGAACUUCAGGAUUCUCAGAACCCUUUUCAGUACUGGAUAGUUAGUGUGAUUGAAAAUGUUGGAGGAAGAUUACGCCUUCGCUAUGUGGGAUUGGAGGACACUGAAUCCUAUGACCAGUGGUUGUUUUACUUGGAUUACAGACUUCGACCAGUUGGUUGGUGUCAAGAGAAUAAAUACAGAAUGGACCCACCUUCAGAAAUCUAUCCUUUGAAGAUGGCCUCUGAGUGGAAAUGUGCUCUGGAAAGAUCCCUUAUUGACGCUGCAAAGUUUCCUCUUCCAAUGGAAGUAUUUAAGGAUCACGCAGAUUUGCGAAGCCAUUUCUUCACAGUUGGGAUGAAGCUAGAAACAGUGAAUAUGAGUGAGCCCUUUCACAUCUGUCCUGCAUCAGUGACCAAGGUGAGUCUCUCUCCUCGCUCUUCACCUCAGCCUCCAUGCACAGGAUUCUGUGGCCAGGACUUUGACUGGGCAGAUUAUCACAAGCAGCACGGAACAGAAGAAGCACCCCCUUUCUGCUUCAAAAAUACAUCCUUCAGUCGGGGUUUCACAAAGAACAUGAAACUUGAAGCUGUGAACCCCAGGAACCCAGGAGAACUCUGCGUGGCCUCUGUCGUCAGUGUGAAGGGGAGGCUGAUGUGGCUUCACCUGGAAGGUCUGCAGACUCCCGCUCCAGAAUUUAUUGUUGACGUUGAAUCCAUGGACAUCUUCCCGGUGGGCUGGUGUGAAGCGAAUUCGUACCCUCUGACCACACCACACAAAACAGCCUCACAAAAGAAGAGAAAGGUUGCAGUUGUGCAACCAGAAAAACAAUUGCCAUCCAUGGUGCCUGCUGACAAAAUACCUCAUGACCUUUGCUUAUUCCCUCACUUGGACACCACAGGUACUGCCAACGGGAAAUACUGCUGUCCUCAGCUUUUCAUCAAUCACAGAUGUUUCUCAGGCCCUUACCUAAACAAGGGGAGAAUCGCAGAGCUACCUCAGUCCGUGGGACCAGGCAAAUGCGUGCUGGUCCUCAAAGAGGUUCUUAGCAUGAUAAUCAAUGCCGCUUACAAGCCUGGGAGGGUAUUGAGGGAAUUGCAACUGGUGGAAGACCCGCACUGGAAUUUCCAGGAGGAGACGCUGAAGGCAAAGUACAGAGGCAAAACGUACAGGGCCGUGGCCAAGAUCGUACGAACAUCAGACCAAGUCGCGGAUUUCUGCCGACGGGUUUGUGCCAAGCUGGAAUGCUGUCCAAAUUUGUUCAGUCCUGUGCUGGUUUCUGAAAACUGCCCAGAAAACUGCUCCAUUCAUACCAAAACCAAAUACACCUAUUAUUAUGGAAAGAGAAAGAAGAUCAUUAAGCCCCCAAUUGGGGAAAGCAACAUUGAAAGUGGACCCCCUAAACCAGCCAGGCGUAGGAAACGGCGAAAAUCCAUUUUUGUGCAGAAGAAACGGAGGUCUUCUACCGUGGACUUUGCCGCAGGCUCGGGGGAGGAAAGUGAAGAGGAGGAUGCAGAUGCCAUGGACGAUGACACUGGGAGUGAAGAAACAGGCUCCGAGGUCCGGGAUGACCAGACAGACACCUCUUCGGCCGAGGUGCCCUCUGCCCGGCCCCGGAGGGCUGUCACCCUGCGGAGCAGCUCUGAGCAGGAGCGCCGGCCGCCCGUGGAGAGGGCAAGACGGGCUCGUAGAGUGCCGGCCACCUCCUGUGCUGAGGGCGGUGACAAAGGUCUGGCAGCCGGCCAGGAGACAGCAGAGGAAGUAAAGCAGGAGGAGGGGGAGAGGCUGGUUCUGGAGAGCAACCCUCUGGAGUGGACGGUGACCGACGUGGUGAGGUUCAUUAAACUGACGGACUGCGCCCCUUUGGCCAAAAUAUUUCAGGAACAGGACAUCGACGGCCAGGCACUCCUGCUGCUGACUCUCCCGACGGUGCAGGAGUGCAUGGAGCUGAAGCUGGGGCCCGCCAUCAAGCUGUGCCAUCAGAUCGAGAGAGUCAAAGUAGCUUUCUACGCUCAGUAUGCCAACUGACUCUACCCCCAGGUCUGGGCGAUGCAGCGGCCUGGGAAGCUUUCAGGACUGAACUCUGAUUUUUCUGGGCGAUGUGAGAUGGUUCAUACACUGUCACUGAAAAACAAGAAGCACGAAGGACCUCCUCCAUCCUCCAGCCUGUUUCGUAGUUCCAUGUUUUGUUUUGUUUUGUUUUUUAGCUGAGUCAUCCUGCCACCUGUUGGCAGCUCAGCUCGGGCCGGGAAUCGAACCGCUGUUGCUCAGAGCUCGCUCGCUCUUAACCGACUGAGCCACUUGGCCGGCCCCAUAGUUCCAUGUUUUUAAAGCACACCUCAGGACCACAGCAGUGGCUUCCGGAGCGUGUAAAUUAAAGUUGUGUGUCAGACCAUG
Molecule: messenger RNA, 3181 nt
Organism: Hipposideros armiger (great roundleaf bat)
Lineage: Eukaryota; Metazoa; Chordata; Mammalia; Chiroptera; Hipposideridae
Gene: SFMBT2
Product: Scm like with four mbt domains 2
Exons: 20
Coding region: 233-2812 (859 amino acids)
Biological process (GO): negative regulation of DNA-templated transcription
Cellular component (GO): nucleus
Molecular function (GO): chromatin binding; histone binding; transcription corepressor activity
Source: RefSeq, a predicted model, not a curated record